AUGUCGUUCGGUAAACUAAAGCAUCCGAUCCCUACGCAAGCGGAGAUUCAGCAAGUGGAGAGGGUGAGGAGCAAGAUCCCUACAGAGAAGAGGGUUAAAGCCUUACUGAUCCCUGUCUGUGCAGUCACGGAAGAGAGGAGAGCUGCCGAGGCGAAGAGGAUGAAUGAGUCCCCCAAGCGGCGUCUCAUGAUGGGCUUCCAGGGGAAGAAAAAGAAGAGCCAGCAGCAGGACGCGGUACCGGCGUCCUCGAUAGAAGCCGACCUCGAGGACCAAACCCUGGCUGACCGUCUCCGCCGAAGUGUUCCUACCGAAGGGACCUCCUCCCGAGCAGCCGGCAAGCGGCCGUUCACCGUCGACCUGGAUGCCGAACCUGUCCCAAAGCGUGGGCGGCAGACUGAGCUUCCCUGGGCCGUCUUUGUUGUUGACAACGACGAUGAGCUUGCUGACCCCGUCACGUUGGCCUGUCCGUCGAAGACGGUCCAGUUUGCGCACCACAUGAUCCUUGGUUCGCAAAUGGAGCUGUCCGAGAUCGAAGACCUGCCGAAGAAGCUCCUUCGGGAGGAGGCUGGUCGCGCUUUCUGCCUCCAAGCUUCGGCUUCGAUGGACAUGUGGCUGUGCGUUAAGCAGGCCAUCAAUGCCGCCGAGAAAGCGAAGAAGGCCUACGAGGACAGUAGGGCCAGGGUUGUCGAGGCUGGCAAGGCUAUCCAGGAUCAUGCGAACUUGGCGAAGGAUUUCCCUGGAGUCGGUGCAGCUAUCGGCAAAGAAGGCUCUGGAGGCGAAGGUGGCUUUGGCGGAGUCGGAGCGGGCCAGGGCUUCGGAGAUCGAGGCUGCUGUCUAGGAGGCUAUUCGAAAGUACCGUAA
Molecule: messenger RNA, 861 nt
Organism: Prunus armeniaca (apricot)
Lineage: Eukaryota; Viridiplantae; Streptophyta; Magnoliopsida; Rosales; Rosaceae
Source: the annotation of a GenBank genome assembly